Messenger RNA from Megachile rotundata (alfalfa leafcutting bee), 2911 nucleotides. Its product is annotated as ATP-dependent DNA helicase DDX11. Gene Ontology annotation, cellular component: nucleus. Gene Ontology annotation, molecular function: ATP binding; hydrolase activity, acting on acid anhydrides, in phosphorus-containing anhydrides; DNA helicase activity. NCBI's taxonomy places the organism in Eukaryota, Metazoa, Arthropoda, Insecta, Hymenoptera, Megachilidae. The record is from RefSeq and is a predicted model, not a curated record. Gene Ontology annotation, biological process: establishment of sister chromatid cohesion; nucleobase-containing compound metabolic process.
ACACGCAUGUCAGUUGCUGUUGGAUACGAACUCCACUAAAACCAAUCGUAACUCAUAUGCGCAGAAUGAACCUAUUUCAUUGAAUGGUGAGGAUAACCUCUCAUUGAAUGAAAUUUUGUAUACACGAGAAGUUGGACACAUUCCUGAACUAAUUCAGCAUUUACUAACUUCACAUGCCUUGUUCGAUUGUGUUCGUUUGAAUUUAAAAGACAAUGACAUUUAAGUAAUCCAAACACAACAAUUGUGAUAUGUCUGAUAUUGUCAAACAAGUAGUUAAUAUAAUUUUAAAUAAUUAAUACUCAGUAUGCAAACUACUGAAGAAUUCCCUUUUCCUUUUCCUCCCUAUUCUAUACAAGUUCAAUUUAUGAAAGAAUUGUAUAAUUGUUUGGAAAAUGCUAAGUUGGGAAUCUUUGAGAGUCCAACAGGUACCGGUAAAUCUAUGUCAAUCAUUUGUGGUGCUCUAAAAUGGCUUUUAGAUCAUGAAGAGUUUCAAAAGAACCAGUUGACAAAAGCGAUUUCUGAUUUUGAAGAAAAAAUAAAAAAGUGUACUAACUCAUCCACCAAUUGGUUUUCUGUGCAAACUGAACAAAUACAGUUAAAUAGCGAGAAACAAAUUCUUCAGACAAAGUUAAAUAGUAUUCUACAAUAUGAACGUAAAAAGAAUGGUCUAAAAGAAGCAGUUAAAAAUGUGGAUAAGAAAAAGAAAAGAUUUGGUCCUAGUAAACCAAAUCAAGGAAAAACUCAAACAGAAACUCAAACAGAAAAGAAUGCACCAGUUGAUGAAGAUAAUAAAGACACCAUUAUAGAAGAAGAAUUAUUGUUAGAAGAUAUAAUGCAGCAUUCAGAAAAUUCAGAAGAUGAAGACAGUGAAGAAGAAACCUUUGCAAACACUAAAAUUUUUUUCUGUUCUAGAACCCAUUCACAAUUAUCACAAUUCAUAAGAGAACUUAAAAAAAGUCCUUAUUCAAAAAAUGUAUCUGUUGUUCCAUUGGCAUCUAGGCAAAAUUAUUGUAUCAAUAAAAAUGUAAGGAAACUAAAACAUCAAAAUUUGAUUAAUGAACAGUGUUUACAAUUACAAAAAAAGAAAGCAACUGUAAAAGAUGAAAAAGAUGUUAAAAGAAAGAAGGUAGCAACUAGUUGCCCUUUUAUGCCAGGAAAUCAAGACUUACUGAUAGGAGAAACAUUAAUAGAGAUUCAAGAUAUUGAAGAGAUUGUACAAAAAGGGGAGGACUAUAAGACUUGUGCUUAUUAUGCAGCAAGAAAAGCUGUACCAACUGGUCAAUUAAUAUUAGUACCAUAUAAUUCUGUACUUCAUAAAAAUACUAGAAUUAGUUCAGGAAUUAAUUUAAAAGGAAAUAUACUAAUAAUUGAUGAAGCACAUAAUUUGCUUGAAGCUAUUGAAAGAAUGCACAGUGUUAUGAUUACAGGCAGAAAUUUAUUGCAUUGUCAUAGUCAACUUUCGCAAUAUCUGAAAAGGUUCCAAACUUUAUUUUCUGCAAAAAAUCUUUUAUACUUAAAUCAAUUAAGUUUUUGUUUGAAAAAACUUUUAACUAUUUUUGGUGCUACUACAAAAUCAACUCCUGAUGAUAGUAUAAGUGCAGAAACAAUUUCAAAGUCCUAUAAAAUCGAAGAAUUUGAAAUAAAAACAGAAAUUGAUACAAUAAAUAUAUUUGAGUUGUUAAAAUUUAUUAAACAUUCUCGAUUGAGUCAUAAAUUGCAGAGCUUUGUAGAACAGUAUGAUACUAAAAUAAAAGUUUGUAAACCUGAUGAAAAAACAUCUGGUAUUAAGCAUUUCUUACAUUCAAUUAAAACCAAAAGUUCAGAAUGUACCACAGAUACAGUUGCAGCUGUAGUGGAGGAAGAACAAUCAAAUAAUCCUCUGUUAUUAAUAAUAAGCUUCUUAGAAUCUUUACAAAAUAGAUGUACUGACGGACGCAUAUUUGUUAUCCCUGGUGCAACUCUUGGACAAAGUAUUAUAAAAUUUUUUUUAUUGAAUCCAGCAGCACACUUUCAUGAUAUUGUUCAAGACUCUAGAGCUGUAAUAUUAGCUGGUGGAACAAUGGCACCAAUGAAUGAAUUUACAGAACAAUUAUUUAUAGCAGCAGGUGCUGCACCUGAAAGAAUUGUUACAUUUUCAUGCGAUCAUGUAGUACCUAAAGAAAAUAUAAUAUGCUCAAUUGCAACUCAUGGUCCAACUGGUGUUGAAUUUGAAUUUAAUUAUCAAAAUCGACAAAAUAUAAAAUUGAUGGAUGAAUUAGGAAGAGCAUUAUUAAAUGUAUGUAAUAUUGUACCUGCUGGUAUUGUAGUAUUUUUACCCUCUUAUAAUUUUGAGGAACUGGUAUAUAAACACUUAGAAAAAUCUGGUAUCAUAACAAAAAUUUCUGCAAAGAAACAUGUUUUUCGGGAACCCAAAUCAACUUCUCAGGUAAAUGAAAUUUUGGAACAAUAUGCAGCUCAUAUAGAAAAACCACGAAGUCCACAAAAUGGUUCAUUGUUGUUUAGUGUAGUAGGUGGAAAAUUAAGCGAAGGAUUAAAUUUUUCUGAUAAUUUAGGAAGGUGUAUCAUUGUGGUAGGAAUGCCUUACCCAAAUAUUAAAUCACCAGAACUCCAAGAAAAAAUGAAAUACUUAAAUGAAAAUGUUAAGGCAGAUGCUGGUCAAAAUUUAUAUGAAAAUUCAUGUAUGAAGGCAGUCAAUCAGUGCAUUGGACGAGCAAUUCGACAUAUUAAUGAUUAUUCAACAGUAAUAUUAUUAGAUAAACGUUAUUCUAAUAAAACGAAAGCGUUACCUCAAUGGAUUCAACGUGCAUUAAUAAUUCAUAAUAAUUUUGGUAGUAUGAUUGGAGCUAUGGCUAAAUUUUUUAGUAAAAAAAAGAAAGAAGUACAAAAAUAGCAAAUAGUUACUACUGUAUUA